GGAAGACAUGGUAGCAAUGCCUGAAGGAAAGAUUGGAGCUAAGAAGCGCAAGAAGCUUGAAAUGAAAGCUGAGAAACGGGCACAGCGAGAGAGGAUUUGGAGGACCGGGAAGAGCGGCGCCAGAAGCAGGCACUUGAUGAAGAGCGAAGAAAGCAGGAAGAGCAGCGAGAAAAGGAGCUUGAGGCUGACGGUCAUUGAUGCUGUAGAUGCAGAAGCAGAAGAAAAGCGGCUAAAGGAGGAGAAGGAAAAACAGGAACUGGAGGAAUAUCUCAAGUUGAAGGAAGCAUUCUCAGUUGAAGGGAAGGAUUUGAUGCUGCAACUGAAGAAGAGGUACCAUUCACUGUUUCAGAAAGAAAAGGUUGUCAUUCUUGAAGAUCUAGCUGCAAAGUUUCAGUUGAAAACUCAGGAAUGCAUUGACCGUGUACAAGCCCUGCUGGCGGAUGAAACCCUGGUGGGUGUCAUCGACGAUCGAGGAAAGUUCAUCUACAUAACACGGCAAGAACUCGAGGAGGUGGCACAUUUCAUAAGGCAGAGAGGACGAGUGUCAAUCAGUGAGCUGGUUGACAGCAGCAAUUCACUCAUCAACCUGACACCAGCAGCGUGACCCUUGUACUAGAGAUUUUUAUACAUUCUUAUAAAGACACAAGUGAUAUAAUU
Rhipicephalus sanguineus (brown dog tick) is the source of this 657-nucleotide messenger RNA. RefSeq names its product DDRGK domain-containing protein 1-like. Bases 8 to 604 code for a protein of 198 amino acids. The transcript has 6 exons. The record is from RefSeq and is a predicted model, not a curated record. NCBI's taxonomy places the organism in Eukaryota, Metazoa, Arthropoda, Arachnida, Ixodida, Ixodidae.